Messenger RNA from Colletotrichum lupini, 729 nucleotides. RefSeq lists its product as uncharacterized. The record is from RefSeq and is a predicted model, not a curated record. The transcript has 5 exons. Lineage: Eukaryota; Fungi; Ascomycota; Sordariomycetes; Glomerellales; Glomerellaceae. Bases 1 to 729 code for a protein of 242 amino acids.
AUGGAGAGCAGCCACCAGGGCCAGGCACUGAAGGAGGCGAAGGAGGCGCAGGAGAACGAGACGAGACGAGACGAGCCGAGCCGGGCUGCCUCCACAAUUAACACAUUGGCGAUGGAGAAUAUCAGAUCCGUUGGUUUGGGCCCUUUCCAGUUUGUCCAAAUGCCCUUUCCUCGACGUACUGUGCUAACAAAGUUGACUUUCCGUGGUUUGGCUGCAACGAGAUUCUGCAUUGGGAAGACAAUCGGCCUCCUCCGCCUCGACCUCAGCAUCAUCGACCGGCCCAUUGAGCCCCACGGAGACGCCUUGGAAGGGGGGACUUGCGAGGCCCUACACCAGGAGACCGCAUCUACUAGACGCCGCGAUGAGGUUGCAGGCGGCAGCGGCAACGAGAACGACAACGAAAUGCGAACGAUAAAGGAAAUCGGUCAGAUGGUCUUCUUCGUAGAGCUGAACUCUGAGGGAUGCGAGGAUGUGAUCGGAGAUUGUCCUGACAGGUCGAAGACGUUGUCGCACAAUGCCGGCCUCGCACGAGGCGGCUGCGGACUUCAUUUGAGAUGGCGGUCCAUGGCUCAUGAUGACAGCUUCACCAAACGCAGCAGGCUGAUGCAAGCUCCCCUCGGCAACACCAAGGAUGAACAGGGCUCGAUAGCCAUGUUUGCAACGGCGAGAAACGAUGAGACCAAUCCUACUUGGGGCAAGCCGUUCGCCAUGUGCGACAUCAAGUUGUAA